Molecule: messenger RNA, 926 nt
Organism: Exophiala oligosperma
Lineage: Eukaryota; Fungi; Ascomycota; Eurotiomycetes; Chaetothyriales; Herpotrichiellaceae
Exons: 3
Coding region: 289-768 (159 amino acids)
Molecular function (GO): protein binding
Source: RefSeq, a predicted model, not a curated record
GGAGUUCUCGUACUGUAUCAAUCGUGCUGGAUCUCGGACUAACGCUUGACGUGCAUUGAUUCAUGUUCGGGUUACUGAGAUUGUUGCCUCUACGUUAGGCUAAAUGUUCGUUGCACCUUACCUUACUCAUUGAAUAAGCGAUAUCUUCAACGACGUCAUUCACCGGGGCUUUCUGUCUAGAAUUAUAUUCAAUGCUGACUGCUCCGUAAUCAAUGGCAAGAGAUUCGUAGAUUUGAUCCCCCGUUGAGAGCGUGCUCAAUCUCUCUGGACUAAGUGAAAAACAUAACCAUGGAUUCAGCCCCUCCUACAGGCGCCACGGGCGGUCCACAGACAGCCGAUGAAUUGCCCCCAGAGGCCAUUGCCUUAGCAUCAAGGUUUUUCGAGGCAGCUCGCCAUGGGCAGAUGGACAUCUUCGAACAGGCAUUACCACAGGGGCUGCCGGCGAAUUUGACCAAUGAUAAAGGAGAUAGUCUACUGAUGUUGGCAUCUUACCAUGGCCACGAGCCACUCGCUUCGUUACUUGUUCAGCAUGGCGCAGACCCCAACAGACUGAAUGAUCGAGGCCAGUCCAUACUGGCAGGAGUGGUGUUCAAGAAUGAAGCCGAGAUCAUCAAGCUCCUGUUGAAGGCCGGUGCCGAUCCAGAACUGGGUGAGCCAAGUGCACUUGAGGCUACAAGGGUAUUCAGACAAGAAGACUACGAGGGCAUGUUCAGAGAGCAAAUCCAAAAGCUCAAAGAGGCCAGGACUGCGGCAGUAAACGGUCAUUGACGACUGCCUUUGUCAUGAGUCAAGUUUCUUUGAAUUAUAGUCAUAGUCGAAGCGAUGACGGUAGCCGCUGUCAUUAUGUACAACAUUCGUGAUUCAUCAACAUCAUCCCAAAGCCAAUGCAAGAUAUGAUUCUUUCUCGACAUUCACCAACUCCAUGC